Messenger RNA from Schizosaccharomyces japonicus yFS275, 1207 nucleotides. RefSeq names its product cytochrome c1 heme lyase. Gene Ontology annotation, cellular component: mitochondrial inner membrane; mitochondrion. NCBI's taxonomy places the organism in Eukaryota, Fungi, Ascomycota, Schizosaccharomycetes, Schizosaccharomycetales, Schizosaccharomycetaceae. The record is from RefSeq and is a predicted model, not a curated record. The transcript has 2 exons. Gene Ontology annotation, molecular function: holocytochrome-c synthase activity. Bases 328 to 978 code for a protein of 216 amino acids.
GUCUAUGGAAUGUGGGGGCAGCUGUUGCAGAGCUACAAGAAAAGUCUACUGCUAAUAGGAGGUGCUUGCUGCAUCUGUAGCAACGGUAGUAACAGGAACAACACUUCAAUUUAAAACACUCGUGCGGACACAGAUCAAUCGGAGAAAAUUCGAAUUGACGAAAUCUGAACUUUAUUAUUUCUUAAACGGCUCAAAACACGGAAGGCGAAACGCAAUUACGAGAGAAACAGAACCACAUCGGACUCCUAUCAUUCGAUACAGUACGAAGUACACGCAGACACAGAACAUAGUAGACCAUCCCACGUUGCUAUCUGUGUCGUUGUGAGAAUGAGUGAAACUGAAACUGAAGAACUAAAAUGUCCCGUUCCUAAAGACGUUCGCGAUGCUUGGUUAAAACAAAACCAGCAAGAAUCGUCGAAUCUGGCCCAGUCAGCCAGAGACGAGGAGGGAACCUUGUCAACAGACAGAAUGGUAUCCAGUAUACCAAAAACGGCAGAGCAUUCAGACGAAUCAUCCGCAGAACGGUGGGUAUAUCCAUCGCCGAAAAUGUUUUAUGAUGCGAUGAAACGGAAAAACUUUCAUCCUAACGCAAAAGACAUGCAAACCAUCGUUCCUGUCCAUAACGCUGUCAACGAACAAGUGUGGAAAUGCAUCCUUCAUUGGGAAAAGGGCUGGGGUGCAGAGAAAUGCGGGGGUUUGACGUUAGACAAGUUCGAGGGAAACUCGGAGAAGAUUUCGCCAAAAGCACGCUUUUUAUCGUUGCUAGGCUUUACCAAACCUUUUGACCGACAUGACUGGACUGUCGACCGCUGCGGCAAGAAAAUCGUAUAUGUGAUCGACUUUUACAAAGGCUAUCCGGGCCCUUCUGGUGAUGGAAGCAGCUUAUACCUUGACGUUCGCCCAAAGUUAACGCUCGAAGGAAUAAAGAUGCGGUUGUACCACUGGUGGAUCAACAUAACGACGACACACAAAAAGUGACACGGUCAACGUGCUUUCGGUGCAUACGCACAAAGAUCGUAUCCUUCAGUCUUUGCAUUGCAAUCUUUAAACUCCUCUCUGUGCUGCUAUGUUUUCUUUCAUGACACUUAAUGUUUUUCUUACUUUUUUUAUGAAUCAUGAUUCACUUUUUUUUAGAAUGCCUUCUGGUAGUUAAUGGCAUUCAAGCGCCUUGGCGGAUAGACUUACAGCGCGUUUCAAUACGGGAGGG